UUCAGAAAGAUGUCUGCCUCCAUGGUGAGGGCGACCGUGCGAGCGGUCAGCAAGAGGAAGCUACUGGCGACCAGAGCCGCUCUCACACUGACUCCAGCAGCUGUGAACAAGAUCCGAGUGUUGCUUCAGGACAAGCCGGAAUAUAUCGGUUUGAAGGUUGGAGUGAGAACUCGUGGUUGCAAUGGACUGACGUACACACUGGACUACACCAAGGAGAAAGCCACCUCUGAUGAGGAAGUGCUGCAGGAUGGAGUGACAGUGUUCAUAGAGAAGAAGGCUCAGCUGACCCUCCUGGGAACUGAGAUGGACUUUGUCAAUUCAAAGCUGUCCAGUGAAUUUGUCUUCAACAAUCCUAACAUCAAGGGCACGUGUGGCUGUGGAGAGAGUUUCAACAUGUGAGCCUCCGUCCUCCCACUCCAUCCCUGCUCCAAAGCUCGUCCCAUCGGAAAAGACUGAGAGACUGAAUGUUGACAAGGAAGUUAGAAGCGAGGAAAUCGUUUGAGAUGUGGACGUGCCUCCUUUCCUGCCUCCUUUCCUGAAUCCUCUCCUGCAGCCCACACACUGGUUUGAAGCCCACGUAUGCAUAUCCACGAUCAAAGGAAGGUUAUAAAAAACCAUCUCAGCAUAACUGAUUUUAGCUUCAGAAACCUUUUGAUGUCAGUGUUUUAGUUCUUGGAUCUGCAUUUAAAAAUGAAACCCAUAGAAGGACCUGAGAACAAGGUGUUUUUAUAUUUAGCGACUUUCUGCCAUUUCUCACUUAUACGCACAUUAUUUAAUAGGUAAAUCUCAGCGUGACUUGUAUGCAGGAGGAAAUGCUCACUGAGGUGAAGAGUUGAUCAGGUUUAGCUUGAUAAAUCUGAAAAGAUUAACCAUGAUACUAUUAAAGGAGACGUAUUAUGCUGUUAUAAGUUUAUCUUUCCUCAAGUGUGUUCAGGCAGUUAUUUUCAAGUUUUGUUCGCCCAGCUUACCCAACCAGGUAGAGGGAGACAAAAUUCUUACAUUUCUUACACUGGAGGUUAAAGUGACAGAAGCUAAAGGUGUUUCAGACAGAGGCUGAAAAGAGGAGCUGCAGCAAUGGACAGGAAGAGGACAGUGAUGGGGUCUCUGAACCUUAGAGCAUAUAGAUCGUGUCAAGAAAUAAACAAAAAUCACAAACGUAAACUUGAGCAUAAUAUGUCUCCAUAAUGUUGAAAUCUAACUACCAAAAUCAGCUGUGUGAUAAACAGCUCGCUAACCACGGUGUGAGAGGGCGAGCCACUCUUCAGUGUCUCGUCCCAGCAGAAUGCCAACAUGGAGUUUCAGUGUCUUGAAACUGCUUUUUCAGUUUGUAUAGUCUUUGAAAUGUCUUAAGUGUAUAUUUAUCUCUAUGUCAAGAAUGUAAUUGAACCACAGAAAACACGCACACAAGAAAAAGUAACGCACAUAACAUGUAUCCCUCAAAUACGAGGUUCCUUUUUGCUUGAAUAAAGCCUGGAACUUGUGACAGUGUAAACUUUGCAAUAGGUCUGUAAAUAUGAAAUAAUAAAAGGCUAAAUCCUG
This is a messenger RNA of Limanda limanda (common dab), 1539 nucleotides long. RefSeq names its product iron-sulfur cluster assembly 1 (gene isca1). The transcript has 4 exons. Lineage: Eukaryota; Metazoa; Chordata; Actinopteri; Pleuronectiformes; Pleuronectidae. The record is from RefSeq and is a predicted model, not a curated record. Gene Ontology annotation, biological process: iron-sulfur cluster assembly. Gene Ontology annotation, cellular component: mitochondrion; cytoplasm. The coding region runs from base 10 to 399 and encodes 129 amino acids. Gene Ontology annotation, molecular function: 2 iron, 2 sulfur cluster binding.